AUGAAAUGUCAAAUUCCGCAAAUUUCUUGGCACAGUAGAGAUCCAGUCUUAAGCAUAGAUUUUCAGCCAAUUGAUGGAAAUUCAUUUCGUCUAGCAAGUGGAGGUACCGAUUGUCACGUAUUGAUAUGGUUUGUCACCUAUAACGAAAAUAAAACAAUCAAAGUAGAGUGUGCAUCAGAUCUAUAUCGUCAUAAUAAAUCAGUAAAUGUCGUUCGAUUUUCUCCUAAUGGCGAGUUACUAGCUUCCGGUGAUGAUGAAGGUGCUAUGUUUGUGUGGCAGUUAAAAGAGCGUGAACAAUCAGAAACUUCAAAAGAUGAAGAAAUUGUCAACAAAGAAGACUGGUACCCUCUGAAGCUGCUCCGAGGGCAUUUAGAAGACAUAUAUGAUCUGUCCUGGUCUUCGGAUGGUAAUUACAUGGUGUCGGCUUCCAUGGACAACUCUGCUAUCAUUUGGGAUAUGCAAAAAUAUCAGAAGCUUCACAUGCUGCCCGACUGCAAAGGCUAUGUCCAAGGUGUUGCUUGGGAUCCUAAAAACCAGUUUAUUGCAUCAAUUGGAUCAGAUAGAUCAUUAAGGAUUUAUAAUAUCAACUACAAGAAAACUGUUUACAAAGUACAGAAAGCUCCUUGGCAUGUUUCAACUGAAAAAGGCAACUUUAAAGCCAGGCUAUUCUACGAUGACACACUUAAAUCUUAUUUUAGAAGGUUAUGCUUUACUCCUGAUGGCGAACUUUUAAUUGUCCCAUCAGGAAUUGUUGAUAAAGGUGAUAAAUGUACUAAUACAACUUAUGUAUUCUCUAGGCAUAUCUUCAACAAACCUGCCUUCCAUCUACCAUCUGGGGAUAAAUAUACGGUUGCAGUUCGCUGUAACCCUUUCUUGUAUAAAUUGCGUCAUGAAAAAUCUGAAAACAAAGAAAAUAAACCAAUGAUUGAUUUGCCAUACAGGAUGGUGUUUGCUGUAGCUGCAUGCGACUCAAUUUUACUGUAUGACACUGAACAACUGCCUCCAUUUGCUUUUGUAUCUAACAUUCAUUAUACACAUUUGACUGAUAUGACUUGGUCACCAGAUGGUUUGACACUUGUUGCUUCAUCAACCGAUGGAUAUUGUUCUUUCUUAAUAUUCACUCCAGAAGAAUUGGGAGAAAAAUAUGUGCCACCAGUAGUUCCUGUUGUUGUAGAAAGUGCCAAGGAAGAUAAGCCUCUUUUAAUAGAAGAUCCCAAAAGUAAAAAAGAUGCACCCCCAUGCAAAGAAAAGAUGGAAACUGAUAAUGUCAGUUUAAAAGAUAAUGCGAAAGAUUCUACAGUUAAAGAUAAUUUAGAAGCUGCAUGUAAUACUCCUAAGCAUAAGGAGCAAUCUUCUGUAGAAGUCAUCUCUGUAAAUAUUCUGAACCCUAAAGAUAAAGCGUCACCAAAAGUUACAACAGUGACUCCAAAAUCUGGAAAGAAAACACCAAAAAUGUGUACAAUUAAAAGCUUUUUCAUGUCACCAAAAGAUAGACCAAUCAUCAAGAAAAGUGGUGAUGUUGCUGAAAAAAAUAAACUUGAAGCUUCAAAUGUAACUGUUUGUGAUGAAGAUAAUUCAAAUAAAAUAAGUGAACAUUCAUCAAAACAGCAAGGAGUUCUUUCAGAAAAAAAAUAUUUAGAUAAAACUGUACCAAAAAUAGAGGUUUCAAAAGGAGAUGGAACUAAAAUGGAAACUGAGGAGGACAAUUCUAAUUCAGUAGAAAUUAUUUGUUUAGAAUCAAACUCGGAAAAACAAUCGACUAAAAGCACACCUAAAUGCAAGCUUCAGUUAAACUUCUCUGACCAUUCAAAAGACUUCAAAACUGAAGAGAUUGUUUCAGCAAAAAAAGAAUUCCAAACUGAAUGCAGUGAGGAUGCCGUUUCUUCCUUUAAUGAUCUGGAAAAGGAAGAUAGUGCAAACAUUGAAAUGCAAGAAAAUGAUUGGAAAUUAGAGCUGUCUCAAGAUGAAGAAAUUCCCAUGGAUGUCGAUCCACAGGUGCAUGCGACUAGCAAUCCUAAGUCUGAAAAUGUGACUUCCAGUCUUAAACCUGAAAAUGUGACUUGCAGUCCUAAACCUGAAAAGAUCGACAGCCAAAAGCAGCCUUCUCCAACAAAAAUUACACCAAAACGUAGAAUACCUUUAAUUACACUGACAAAAAAAAUUACUACAACUCAAUGA
This is a messenger RNA of Uloborus diversus, 2178 nucleotides long. RefSeq names its product chromatin assembly factor 1 subunit B-like (gene Caf1-105). Gene Ontology annotation, molecular function: protein binding. Gene Ontology annotation, biological process: nucleosome assembly; DNA replication-dependent chromatin assembly. Bases 1 to 2178 code for a protein of 725 amino acids. NCBI's taxonomy places the organism in Eukaryota, Metazoa, Arthropoda, Arachnida, Araneae, Uloboridae. Gene Ontology annotation, cellular component: CAF-1 complex; nucleus. The transcript has a single exon. The record is from RefSeq and is a predicted model, not a curated record.